GCAUAAAAACCACCAUGUGAUUCAGUGGAAUAACAUUUGACUUUACCCCACAUUGAAGAGCGUCUUUGUUCUGACUUAAAUUAUGUGAUCACACAUUCAUGGUCACACACUUAAACCAAGACUAUAUAGAGUGUUUGUUUUAGCUGGUGCUCAGUUCAGGUUCAUUGACUAGUUACAUAAUUUGUGCUCUUCUCUCUUUAACUUCUUUGCAGCUUUAACUCUUUUUGUUUUUUUGUGUGUGGAUUUGAGCUCAAAGGUCAUCCUCGUUAGUGAGGUUAGUUUGAGCGGACUGUCUUCCUGAGAUCAUUCCUGCAGAGCGCCGCCGUUCUCCUGCAGCCUGUGAUGUGCUGAACACAACACAUCUGAAAGUUUCUGUGUAGAUUCUUGAUCUCAGCUGCAGAGAUGGUCUCCUUUGAUGACCUCCUGGAGGAGGCCGGGGCUUUUGGCCGCUGUCAGAAGAGAAUCUUCUCCCUGCUCUGUCUGCUGUCGCUGCCUUUCGCAGGUGUGUACGUGGGCAUCGUGUUCCAGGGCUUCACCCCGGAUCACUGGUGCCGGGACCCGGAGUUGGUGGAGAUGAGGCAGGUGUGUGGCUGGAGUCUGGAGGACACUCACAGGCUGAUUCCUCUGGUGAACGGCUCUGGAGAGCCGGAGCAGCGGAGCAGCUGUGAGCAGUAUGAGGUGGACUGGAACAGCACGACACUGACCUGUGACUCGCUCGCACAACUGGACCCCAGCGGAGUCCCAGUCUCCAAGUGCAAGGCCUCGUGGGAGUAUCAGUAUGAAGGGAGGAAGUCCUUCGUCACCGAGUUUGACCUGGUGUGUGAGAAGAGUUGGUUGGUGGACAUGUACCAGUCUAUGCUCAACGUGGGCUUCCUUGUUGGCAGCUUUGCCUUUGGCUACUUCGCAGACAGGUUUGGCAGGAAGAUCACAUUCCUCAUGUCCAACAUUCUGAACGUGAUCUCGGGGCUGGGGCUCGCCUUGGCUCCAAACUACGUCGCCGUCCUGGUGUUUAGGGCCAUCUUUGGUUUUGGAGUGAAAGGAGGCUGGAUGACCAACUAUGUGCUGUUGACGGAGAUCGUGGGAGUGAAGCACAGAAGAACUGUGGGCAUAAUCUUCCAGAUGUUCUUCAGCGUUGGCCUCCUCAUCCUCCCUCCUCUUGCCUACUUCAUCACCGACUGGCGCUGGUUCCAGGUUGCCAUCGCCGCUCCAAACGUCCUCUUCCUGGCCUACUACUGGUUCAUCCCAGAGUCUCCACGUUGGCUCCUUUCCCAGAACAAUUCCGCCAAAGCUGAGGAGAUCGUCAGAGCCAUGGCCGAGGAGAACAAGAAGAAACUCACCAGCAGCUUUGACAAUCUGGUGUGUGAUGAAGGCGACUCUCCCUCUGCUUCUCUGCUGGAUCUGGUCAGGACUCCAAAGAUGAGGAAGCACACUUUCAUUCUCAUGUUCAACUGGUUCAGCUGCGCUGUGGUUUAUCAGGGCCUCAUCAUGCGCGUGGGCAUAACGGGAGGAAACGUCUACAUUGACUUCCUCAUCAUGGCCCUGGUGGAGUUUCCCGCCGCCUUCCUUAUCCUCUUCACCAUCGAGCGGAUCGGCCGACGUCUUCCCUUCGCCACCGCUAACAUCGUUGGCGGAGCCUGCUGCCUCAUCGCCGCCUUCAUCCCCGACAGUCUGUUCUGGUUUAAGACGGCAGUGGGAUGUGUCGGGCGUCUGGGAAUGACCAUGGCCUUUGAGAUGGUGGUGUUCGUCAACACCGAGCUCUACCCGACGUUUAUCAGGAACCUGGGCGUGUCCGUUUGUUCCACUAUGUGCGACAUCGGAGGAAUCAUCUCUCCGUUCCUGCUCUACAGACUCUCUGCCAUCUGGCUGGAGUUGCCGCUCAUCAUCUUUGGAGUCGUCGCGUUGAUCGCUGGAGGUUUGGUUCUGCUGCUUCCUGAAACCAGAGGAGUUCCUCUUCCCGAUACCAUCGAC
Molecule: messenger RNA, 1968 nt
Organism: Solea solea (common sole)
Lineage: Eukaryota; Metazoa; Chordata; Actinopteri; Pleuronectiformes; Soleidae
Product: solute carrier family 22 member 2-like
Exons: 11
Biological process (GO): transmembrane transport
Cellular component (GO): membrane
Source: RefSeq, a predicted model, not a curated record